Molecule: messenger RNA, 1171 nt
Organism: Gigantopelta aegis
Lineage: Eukaryota; Metazoa; Mollusca; Gastropoda; Neomphalida; Peltospiridae
Product: multiple epidermal growth factor-like domains protein 6
Exons: 3
Coding region: 194-727 (177 amino acids)
Source: RefSeq, a predicted model, not a curated record
UUAACAGGUUGUCAUCAGAUUAAACACCUUAACCUGAAAUAGAGAAGCGGCAAUACAUUAUUAAAAGGAAAUAAUUAAAAUAAUUAAUUAAGUAAACACUAUCAGUUUCUGUAGAUGUUAAUGAUUUAAUUGAUUAUAGAAAACAUAACACAAGUAUCAUACAACUAAAAUUAUUAUAUGUAUAUGAAACUCUAUGUUUCCCAUAUGCACAGCAAAAAAUCGCAGAAAUGGAGUUAAGGUGUACAGCUCUCUUUAUGAAAGCCCGAAAACCUCUGGUCACCUGUGUGGUUCAUCAACUCAGUCCAGUCCAGAUGUGACGUCAAUGACAUGUAAUAAUACAGCUAGAUACAUUACACUAUACAAAGAUGACGACAGCAGAGGAGACACAGCAAUGAAUUUCUGUGAAGUUCAAGUAUUUGUCUGUGCUUCUGGAACUUUCGGUGAUAACUGCACCUUGUUCUGUCACUGUCGGGAUGGACCGUGUGACUACAUGACCGGAGUAUGUACAGCAGGAUGUAAACAAAACUGGACUGGGAUAACUUGCAGUGAAUGUGCUUCUGAUCACUAUGGUCCUUUAUGUGAUAAACCUUGCUCCAGCAGACACUGUAAUGAAUCGAGUGCUAACUCCUCGUGUAGCAAAGUGACUGGACGAUGUGACAACGGAUGUACAGCAGGAUGGAUGGAACAAGACUGUACAGCGAGUAAGAUCUACACUAAAACAUCUUAGUGUGUUGUGUACAAAUUUGUUUUAUUCUCAAAUAUUAAGAUCAAUAACAACAGACUGAGCAAUGAUAAUUAUCUGAUAUAUACCUGACAGAAUUAAGUUCUUAUUGCCACUCGAUUUAGAUCUGACAUGACCUACCCCUAUUCUUGUCCUGGUGACUAUUUGUCGUGACUUGUUGGAUUUGUUUGUUUUGUUUUUUGGGGGUUACCAAAGUUAUGAUAUGACAGACAUGACACUAGCAGGGAAGGGUAUGCAUACAUUUAGCGAACAGCUGAUAUGACAGUGAUUCAUGAGUGCAUGUUAUCACAACAGUAUUUAUUCUAAUGAGCUCUGUUCGGUGCUAGUUUUCAUUUAGUAGACUAGUCUAGGAGUGACAGUCUUCUUUAUGGCGGUGCAAGAGGGCUGAACUAUCUACUAAAGAAUAUCAUCGGAAGUGGCAGUCCUUCU